UUCACUAUCUCAAAAAAUUAGAAUACAUCAUAAGACCAAUAAAAAAGACAUUUUUAGUGAAUUGUUGGCCUUCUGGAAAGUAUGUUCAUUUACUGUAUAUGUACUCAAUACUUGGUAGGGGCUCCUUUUGCUUUAAUUACUGCCUCAAUUCGGCGUGGCAUGGAGGUGAUCAGUUUGUGGCACUGCUGAGGUGGUAUGGAAGCCCAGGUUUCUUUGACAGUGGCCUUCAGCUCAUCUGCAUUUUUUGGUCUCUUGUUUCUCAUUUUCCUCUUGACAAUACCCCAUAGAUUCUCUAUGGGAUUCAGGUCUGGUGAGUUUGCUGGCCAGUCAAGCACACCAACACCAUGGUCAUUUAACCAACUUUUGGUGCUUUUGGCAGUGUGGGCAGGUGCAAAAUCCUGCUGGAAAAUGAAAUCAGCAUCUUUCAGCAGAAGGAAGCAUGAAGUGCUCCAAAAUUUCUUGGUAAACAGGUGCAGUGACUUUGGUUUUCAAAAAACACAAUGGACCAACACCAGCAGAUGACAUUGCACCCCAGAUCAUCACAGACUGUGGAAACUUAACACUGGACUUCAAGCAACUUGGGCUAUGAGCUUCUCCACCCUUCCUCCAGACUCUAGGACCUUGGUUUCCAAAUUAAAUACAAAACUUGCUCUCAUCUGAAAAGAGGACUUUGGACCACUGGGCAACAGUCCAGUUCUUCUUCUCCUUAGCCCAGGUAAGAUGCCUCUGACGUUGUCUGUGGUUCAGGAGUGGCUUAACAAGAGGAAUACGACAACUGUAGCCAAAUUCCUUGACAUGUCUGUGUGUGGUGGCUCUUGAUGCCUUGACCCCAGCCUCAGUCCAUUCCUUGUGAAGUUCACCCAAAUUCUUGAAUCGAUUUUGCUUGACAAUCAUAAGGCUGUGGUUCUCUCGGUUGGUUGUGCAUCUUUUUCUUCCACACUUUUUCCUUCCACUCAACUUUCUGUUAACAUGCUUGGAUAUACCACUCUGUGAACAGCCAGCUUCUUUGGCAAUGAAUGUUUGUGGCUUACCCUCCUUGUGAAGGGUGUCAAUGAUUGUCUUCUGGACAACUGUCAGAUCAACAGUCUUCCCCAUGAUAGUGAACCAAACUGAGAGACCAUUUUGAAGGCUCAGGAAACCUUUGCAGGUGUUUUGAGUUGUUUGCUGAUUGGCAUGUCACCAUAUUCUAAUUUUUUGAGAUAGUGAAUUGGUGGGUUUUUGUUAAAUGUGAGCCAAAAUCAUCACAAUUAAAAGAACCAAAGACUUAAACUACUUCAGUCUGUGUGCAUUGAAUUUAUUUAAUACACGAGUUUCACAGUUUGAGUUGAAUUACUGAAAUAAAUGAACUUUUCCACGACAUUCUAAUUUGAGAUGCACCUGUAUAUAAACUGCAAUGUGCAUAAGUUUUAGACACUUGUGAAAAAUGUUGCAUUGUGAGGAUGUCAUUAAAAAUAAUGUAGUAAAUAGUUUUCAUUUAUCACUUAAUGUCAUACAAAGUCCAGUAAACAUAAAAAAAAGCUAAAUCAAUUUAAGCAGCAAAAGGUUUGACAACCUUUGCCUUCAAAACUGCACCAAUUCCCCUAGGUACACCUAGACACAGUUUUUCUUGGUUGUUGGCAGCUUCUUGAGUAUUGAGUAUUAUGUUGUUUUGCUGCUAGCAUGACAGUUUAAGGUGGCAGUGAUGACUUGGGUUGCUGCUGGAAUCACAUGCAGAAGUUUCUGAAGAGAUCUGGGACCUUCACUCACCCAGACUUUGGCCCUAGUGAGGAGACACUCCAGUUUCUGUUAGAAACAUGCAAAAUCCUGGUCAUCGGAGCAGGGGGUCUUUGGCUGUGAACUAAUGAAAAACCUGGCUCUGUCAUGUUUUCCUCAUAUUCAUGUUUUGGAUAUGGACAACAUUCAUGUUUCUAGUCUGAACAGACAGUUUCUCUUUAGAGUUUCAUAUCAUUGUGUUUGGGCUGGACUCUAUCAUAGCCACACAAUGGAUCAACGGGAUGCUGCUGUCCCUGCUUUGUUAUGAAGAUGGAGUUUUGGACCCCAGCUCUAUCAUUCCUCUGAUAGAUGGAGGGAAAGAGGGCUUCAAGGGGAAUGCAACGGUCAUUCUGCCAGGAAUGAUGGCCUUUAUAGACUGCACACUGGAGCUUUAUCCACCACAAAUUAUUUUCUCUAUGUGCACUAUUGUCUCAAUGCCACUACUACCAGAGCACUGCACAGAGUAUGUGAGGGUGCUGCAGUGGCCCAAAGAGAAGCCUUUUGGAGAUGCUGUUGCUCUGGAUGGUGAUAACCCGGAGCAUAUUCAGUGGGUGUUUCAGAAGUCUCUAGAGAGAGCAGCUGAGUUUAAUAUCACUGGUGUCACCUACAGACUCACUGGAAUGGAUUACCACUGAGAGGAUAAAGAACUAUUUUCCUCCCUCUCUCCCUCUGUUUUUUCUUAUCAAAUAAUAUUUUAGUUUCCUUAUUAUUUAUUCAUGUGGAUUUCAUAAGAUUUAAGUUGAAGACUAGUUUAUUGUAUGUAGUCAAGUUUUAAUUUAUGUAGUUGUGCACACUGAGUAUUGUCGUAUUUUAUUUUUUUUCCAGCUGCUUGUGCCACAGAAGUUUCUAAAAGUGCUACAAGUUGAAUCAUCUACACAAUUUGAUUCCAUCUUUGUCAUCAUUUUGUCAUUUCAAACCUGCAUUUAUAAAUGUACACAUUGCCCACAGCAAGCAGGCAUGAAAAGAGAUCGGAAGACAAGCGUGUUCACAUAGACAUUUGUAUUUUGUUGAACAUGAACCAAAUCAAAUAUUCCUGAAAAAUAGAAGCAUUUCUAAAAUGUGUUAUAUUUAAGUGUCAGAACAUGUUCAAAUCAGUGUUAUGGUUUUGAGGGGCACUGCACAUGUAGCUAGUAUUACAUUUAUCCAUGUCUGAUUUCAUUCAGUGCGUAUAUCCCGUUGAAUAACUAUCUGGUUUUUAAUGAUGUGGAUGGAUUGUAUACAUAUACUUGUGAAACAGAACAAAAGGUAAUUAUGACUUUUUAGUCUUUUUCAUUUAUUUACAAUCCUUUAUCUAUCACAUAUGAUACAAAUAGGAAUUUCAGGCCUCUUUACAGAGGUUCAGCUUUUUGAAAGUUAGAGAUAGGAAUUGUUCCCAAUUGUUUUAUGAUUGCCUGUUAUGACUGACAGGACAACUGUUCAGCAUGUAGUCAAGUUCCUCAGAAACUACAGUUCCCACCUUCUGCUAAACUGCAAGAAGUGCUGAGUAUCUGACUGAGAAUGCUUCUCUCUAAGUACAGGAUUCCUCUUAAUACAAAUGAUUUACAUAUACUAUUUAAUUAAAAAUGUGCAUU
Molecule: messenger RNA, 3323 nt
Organism: Myxocyprinus asiaticus (Chinese sucker)
Lineage: Eukaryota; Metazoa; Chordata; Actinopteri; Cypriniformes; Catostomidae
Product: NEDD8-activating enzyme E1 catalytic subunit-like
Exons: 7
Coding region: 1995-2387 (130 amino acids)
Molecular function (GO): ubiquitin-like modifier activating enzyme activity
Source: RefSeq, a predicted model, not a curated record